This is a messenger RNA of Rotaria sp. Silwood1, 3036 nucleotides long. Lineage: Eukaryota; Metazoa; Rotifera; Eurotatoria; Philodinida; Philodinidae. The record is from the annotation of a GenBank genome assembly.
AUGUUCAAAAGUAGUAAAAAUAACAAACCAAAAAAACGAACUAAAGAAGGCGGUGGUGGAGAAGCAUUGAUGCAACAGUUGGGCUUUCAAAUGCCGAACUUCGAUGAACCGAACCUCAAUGCUAUUGAUGAUGAUGAUGACGAUGAUGAUCUUGAAGCUGAAUUAAAACAAAUGCAACAAGAUGUUGGUGGUCAUGCAUCAAAACGUUCUAAAGCUAAUUCAAAAAAGCCAGGUAAUGCAGCUCCAGAUCUUCAAUCAUUUCAUAAUGAUGUUAAUAAACUUCUCACGGAUAUUGAUCGACCUAUAAAUGAUGAUGAAUUAUCUGAAGGUGACGAAGAGGAUCUUCUUGCUGAAUUACAUGAUAUUGCUGGUGAAAUAGAAAGUGAACAACAAGAUAAACAUAUUGAAACAAAACAAGUACAAUCAAUAUCAAAUAGCAAUAUAUUAUCAAUACUUGAAAUACGUCUAGAUAUGUAUAAAAAAGCUGUAGAAACAGCUAAAACAAGUGGAGAUGCUUCGAAAAUUCGACGACUAGAUCGACAACUUAAACUUAUUCAAGAAUUACUUCAAUCAGCUCGAAUUGGUGCACAAAUUAAUGAAAAUGAUAUUCCACCUGAACUUUUUAUUCCUACUUCUUCGUCAUCUCAACCAAAAAUCAUUUCAGAAGACGUAUCUGUUCGAGAUUCUUCUCUUCCACCAUCAUCACUACCAUCUGCAACAUCUUUAUCAAUCGAUAAUAAACCAAUCAUUUCUCAACAAUCAGCACCAAUCGUGUCAGCUUCUAAUACAAAUGAUGCAGCUAUUGAACGACUUAAAUCAUUAGCUUUACAAGCAAAAAGAGAUGGUGAUAUAAACAAAGCCAAAGAAUAUCUUAUUCAAAUGAAAACUUUGCAAGGAGGAGCAACAGUUGUUUCGAAUCCGGCUCCUGCUCCUCUUCCCCCUUCUGUUCCUUCUUCUUCUUCUGCACAUAUAGAAAUACCUAAUAAUAAUCCUGAUGACGAUGAUUCAUCCGCACUAAUUGUACCAUUAAAAGCACCAGAACCACGUACUGUAAUGGAAGCAUUACAACAACGACAUGAAGAAUUAGUCAAGCGACAUCAAGAAGCCAUUAGUAAAGGAGAGAGUUCUAAAGCAAGACGAAUGGAUCGACUUGCCAAACAAUAUCAAGAAGCUAUUGAUGCUACACGAAAAGGUCGUCCAUUUGAUUAUAAUGAAUUAGCAGAAUUACCUGGUUUUGCACCAAUUCCUAUUCAACAAUCGAAACCUCCUCAAGUACAACCAUCUACUACUGGUACUAUUGCUGCUACAGGAGCAUCAGGAAAACCAUUGCAAUCACCUACAUUAGUACGAUCAUCACAAGCUCCACAACAGCAAACAACUCUUUCAACGAGUUCUAUUCCACAACAGCAAACAUCUCUUCCGACGACUUCUAUUCCACAAGUAGAAUCUAAACCUUCAACCAAUACACGAAAAGAUCAGCAAUUACAAACACUUCAUCUUAAAAAAGAACAAUAUAUAAAAUUUGCUUUACAAGCUAAACAGAAAGGUGAUAUUGAUACGGCUAAAAAACAUCUUUUGGCUUCUAAAGAAAUUGAAAAAAAGAUUGAAUCUGUUGAAUCUGGAUUAUCUAUUGAUAUGAAUCAAAUAUCUGAAUUAGCUAAUGAAAAUAUUGAAAUUAUUCAUGAGGAUGAAUUAACAGAAGAACUUCGACAAUCUGAUCGUGAUACAAUAUAUCGUCGUUUAGAAGAUGAUCUUCUACGACAAAUGCAAUUAUGUGCACGUAAUCAACAAAUGUAUGCACAAAUGGAAGGUUCAAAUAAUAUAAAACAAGCAAAUGAAUUUAAAAUUCUUGAACAACGUUGUGCACAUGAUAUAGAACAAUUAAGAAAAUGUUUUCAACAAGGUUUAAAACCACCCGUAUUUCAUUAUGAAACAAGAAAAUUGAAUAUUAUACAAGUUAAUGAUGAUUUAACAGAUCAAGAUCUUGAGGUAAAUGUUCUUCGUGGUAUAAAUUUACGUGUUCCAUCGGGUUUUUCGUCAACAUCUAUUGAAACUUAUGUUAUUAUUGAAUUUCCUUAUCCACCAGAAACUCCACAAACAGCUCGAACACGUCAUGGAACUGGUUCAAUAAAUGCUGAAUAUUCUGGUUCAAUACAUAAAUUUCAUAUAAAACGAAAUGAUGGAAAAUUUAAACGUUUAAUGAGUCGAAAAGAAUUAAAAUUAUCAAUAUUUUAUCGAGUUGGUUUUCUUCGUACAGAUCGUCAAUUAGGAAUAGCAUCAAUUAAAUUAGCACCAUUAGAACAAACACCAACAAUACAUGAAUCAGUUGAUAUUCAUGAAACAGAUCAUAAAAAAAAACCAGAAGGAAAAUUAGAAGUUAAAAUACGUAUUAAAGAAGCAUUUGGACCAACAAAAUCAUCUGAAGUAUUAUCACAACAAUGGCUUGUUAUUGAUCGUUUUGAAGAAAAAUCUAAUAAUAGUAAAUCAUCAACAUCAAAAUCACCAUCAACAGCUCCAUCGAUUAAUGCUAUUGCAUGCCUUGUACCUAGAAGCGAUGCUCUAGGUUUCUUGGCACUAAAUUUGGCUAAUCAUUUAAAUAAUAAUAAUAAUAAUGAUAAUGAUAAUGAUGCGGUAAUUGAUAGCAGUCGAUCAAAUAUAAUUGAAUCAAAUAAUGAUAAUCAUCAUCGUGAUAGUCAACAAUCAGUUGGUUAUCAAAGUAUACAAGUACUUAAAUAUGAAGCAGAUCUUCUUCAAGAACAGAUCGAAAACCUUGAAGAUUAUCUUACAAAAGAUCAAAUCGAUCAAUUACGAGUAAAACAUCAAACACUUUUGAAACAAAGUGAUGAAAUAGUUGCAAAUAUACGUCAAGGUGGGAAACAAGCUGUACAAGAACAUGUUCAAGGUCUUGAACAAUUAAUGGAACGGUAUAAUAAAGAAGCAGAUGAAUGUCGUCAACGAAAUGAUAUAAAAAAAGCUGAUCUAUUCGUACAUAAAAAGGAUCUUGUUGCUAAAGAAAUUGAAACAUUUACCAGUUAA